GCCAUCCAGGGGUUGGUUCAACUACCUAUAAAUACAGACUGUAGUCUAGUCCAUUUUCAUCAGUUGCUCCAACAACAGUAAUCCAAUAACAACAUGGCCAAGUUCGCUACCGCGUUGGUUCUUUUCUCUCUCGCUGCCGUUGCUCUGGCCAAUGGUUACAACAAGCCAAAAAGCUACGAGCACAAACCAUACGUGCCAGCACCUUCUUACAUUCCCGAGAGGAAACAUUACGAUACUCCAUCGUAUGACGUGAAACCUAAAGAGUACCACGCCCCAGCUUACAAUGUGAAGGCAUACACACCACCUCAACCCUCGUACCACAUGAAAGCCAAGGCAUACAACCCUCAACCAUCUUACGUUCAGAAAGAUUACAACCCUCAGCCUUCUUACGGAGUCCCCAGCUACAACAAAGCUCACCAGCCUUCUUAUGGAGUCCCCAGCUACAGUGCACCUAAAUCUUCUUAUGGAGGUUCCAGCUACGACAAACCCAAAAUGCACUACCCAACCUACUAAUUCGUUCGACUGCGACUACCCUCACGACCACGUUAAACAAUUCCGAUGCUUUAUGUUGACAUUUCAGUAUAUCUAUUUAAAAUUGCCUAUUAACAAAAAAAAUUAUUUUAGAUGUUUUUAACAGAUUAAUAAAAUUUAGCAUUACUUACAA
Molecule: messenger RNA, 664 nt
Organism: Daphnia pulex (common water flea)
Lineage: Eukaryota; Metazoa; Arthropoda; Branchiopoda; Diplostraca; Daphniidae
Product: extensin-2-like
Exons: 2
Coding region: 94-513 (139 amino acids)
Molecular function (GO): neuropeptide hormone activity
Source: RefSeq, a predicted model, not a curated record